This is a messenger RNA of Eruca vesicaria subsp. sativa (arugula), 381 nucleotides long. The record is from the annotation of a GenBank genome assembly. NCBI's taxonomy places the organism in Eukaryota, Viridiplantae, Streptophyta, Magnoliopsida, Brassicales, Brassicaceae.
AUGGAGUCUCCAAGAAGAGGAGGUUCUGAGGAGAAGAGUAGUUGUGAAUCAGGAUGGACUAUGUACAUAGAAGACACCUUCCAUGGAAACCAUCACUCUGAGGCUGUCUAUGAAGAAUAUGAUGAUGAUAGUAGUGAAAAUGGGAGCGAUGACUCGAUGACUUCUGAUGCAUCUUCAUGGCCUAGCACUCAGCUUCCAAGGAAGACCAAGAAUCAUGCAGCUGCAAAGAAGAGUAAUGCCAAACAAGCUAAUCAUCAGACAAAGAACCGAGCUAGCGAAAAAUUCACCGAACAAGAAGAAGAAUCUGAGUUCAAGGGUAGAACAAGAACCACUGGAGCUAGUCAUGUUCGAAGUAGAGGCAAGGUGAGCAAAACCAAAUAA